AUGGUUGACGCCGGAAAAAAUGGCGGUUCAGCAUUUAGAGGAGCUGAUGCUUUGUCGAGACAGACAGGAAUGACGAUGGAAGAAGCAUGUCAGAUCUUAAAUAUUAAGAAAAAUGAUUUAAAUCCCGAGCAAGUUACGAGGAAUUACGAACAUUUAUUCAAAGUAAAUGAUACUUCUGCUGGAGGAUCUUUUUAUUUGCAGUCAAAAGUAGUUCGAGCAAAGGAACGUAUUGAAUUGGAAUUAGCAGAAAAAGAUUCAUCAAAAGAGAAAUCAUAG
This is a messenger RNA of Dentiscutata heterogama, 276 nucleotides long. Lineage: Eukaryota; Fungi; Glomeromycota; Glomeromycetes; Diversisporales; Gigasporaceae. The record is from the annotation of a GenBank genome assembly.